This is a messenger RNA of Pungitius pungitius (ninespine stickleback), 1899 nucleotides long. RefSeq names its product hexosaminidase B (beta polypeptide) (gene hexb). The coding region runs from base 55 to 1710 and encodes 551 amino acids. The record is from RefSeq and is a predicted model, not a curated record. Gene Ontology annotation, molecular function: beta-N-acetylhexosaminidase activity. The transcript is spliced from 14 exons. Lineage: Eukaryota; Metazoa; Chordata; Actinopteri; Perciformes; Gasterosteidae. Gene Ontology annotation, cellular component: membrane; lysosome. Gene Ontology annotation, biological process: ganglioside catabolic process; carbohydrate metabolic process; glycosaminoglycan metabolic process.
CUACACUGUUGCGCCUCCGGUCUCGUGACACUGCCGUGCGGACGACCGACCGACAUGAACGCCUCUCUGCAGCUCGCCCUUCUGCUGCUGACCCUCGGCUCCUCGCGGGGGCUGCAGCCCGAUCUCUGGGACGACUUCGAGGAGCCGGUCGAGGCGGAGCGCGUCGUCGCGGCUUCCCGGUUCGGCUCCCUGUGGCCCCUGCCGCAGAAAGUGAAAAUCUCCGAUGUUUCGCUCUUGUUAUCCGGCCUCACGUUCCGAAUAGCCGACGGCAAAGGGUCGAGCUCGGGCGCGAGCUGCAGCCUCCUGCAGAACGCGUACAGGAGGUAUUACGAGUACAUAUUUGGGCACUCCAAAAGGCAGCCGGAGGUGGAAAGCUUCCCAGCGGGCCCCUCGGUGGUGACCGAGCUGCAGGUGUUGAUCACAUCGGCUGACUCUGAGUGUGAGGGCUUCCCCGGUGUCACGUCCGACGAGUCAUAUGAGCUGACUGUGGAUCAGCCGUACGCCGUCUUGAAGGCACCGAAGGUCUGGGGGGCCUUGCGUGGUCUGGAAACUUUCAGCCAGUUGGUGUACGAAGAUGAAUUUGGAGCCAAAAGCAUCAAUUCCACAACAAUCAGCGACUUCCCCAGAUUUGCCCAUAGAGGCAUCCUGCUGGACACCUCUCGCCAUUUUCUGCCCAUCAAAGUCAUCCUGGCUAAUCUGGAAACGAUGGCAAUGAACAAGUUUAAUGUUUUCCACUGGCACAUCGUGGAUGAUCCAUCCUUCCCCUACAUGAGCCGCACGUUCCCACACCUCAGCCAGCAGGGCGCUUACCACCCGUACACGCACGUGUACACGCCCUCUGACGUGAAGAUGGUGAUCGAGUUCGGCCGCCUGCGAGGCAUUCGCGUUGUCCCCGAGUUUGACACGCCGGGACACACCCAGUCCUGGGGAAAAGGCCAGAAAGACCUGCUCACGCCGUGUUACUCUGGAGACAAACCCUCCGGCACCUUCGGCCCAGUGAACCCCAUCCUGAACACCACCUACGACUUCAUGAGCAAGUUCUUCAAGGAGAUCGGCACCGUGUUCCCGGACGCCUACGUGCACCUGGGGGGCGACGAGGUCGACUUCAACUGCUGGAAGUCGAACCCGGACAUCCAGAAGUUCAUGGCGCAGCAGGGCUUCGGACAGGACUUCAGCAAACUGGAGUCCUUCUACAUCCAGAAACUGUUGGACAUCGUUGCCACGACGCAGAAGGGCUACAUGAUCUGGCAGGAGGUCUUUGACAAUGGUGUCAAGCUGAAGCCGGACACGGUAGUGCACGUGUGGAUCGGCGGCGGGGCGAACGAGGAGAUGGGCAAGGUCACGGCAGCGGGGUUCACCACCAUCCUCUCGGCCCCGUGGUACCUAGAUUACAUUAGCUACGCGCAGGACUGGCAGAAGUACUACAAGGUCGAGCCGCUCGACUUCAAGGGCACCGAGGAGCAAAAGAAGCUGGUGAUCGGUGGAGAAGCUUGUUUGUGGGGCGAGUACGUGGACGCCACCAACCUGACGCCCAGACUCUGGCCGCGUGCGAGCGCCGUGGCCGAGCGGCUGUGGAGCGCCGCCGACGUGACGGACAUCAACGACGCCUUCAGUAGACUCUCGGCGCAUCGCUGUCGCAUGGUGGAGCGUGGGAUCCCAGCUGAGCCGCUGUUUUCCAGCUACUGUCCCCGGGAGUACAGGGGAAUCUAAAAGGAACUCAGGGGCCAAUGGAGCAGAAGGGGAAUUAAAUUCAUACAAUCAACCGAGAAAUCAAAUGCCAAGUUCACUGGUUAUGUCACGCUAUAACUCUUCACAUCUUAUGUCAUAAACCUUUUGAAUUAAUGAAUGCAAUUGUUUUUUAUGACUGAUUGAAUAAAAUAUUACAUUUUGAUAUUCAAA